GGGCGGGCGGAGGCAGCCAGGCCGGCCGGAGCGUGUGCGCCGCCCGCGGUCCGGUCACGUCCCCGCGCGGGUGCUGCCACCCGCGUCGUGCGGAAGGAGGGCGCCAAGGCUCGCGCUCACUGCCCCGCCCCGCCGGGAGCAGGUCGCAGAUGCACAGUGUCGCGGCCAGGAGGUGAAGGGCCGGAUGCACAGCAGGGAGCAGGAGCAGCCCGAGGCAGGGGGGCCAUUGGGAGCGCUGGGCCCUCCAGCCGUGCUUAGCAGCAUCGCCACAGCAACCGGCAACCAGACAGCAGAAGCCUAGGCAGGCACAAGAGGACGGCUUCCCACCGUGGCUGAGGACAGGGAAUGACUACAGCAAAUCAGGCCACAGAACUGACAAGGGAGGUGGAGUGUCACUAGAGGGGAGGGCGCAGCCACCGCCCCGCUGCACGAAGCACCAUGCGGGCUGGAGAAGAGGCGCUAGGGCAGGGGCUACAGUGUGACAUGGUCUUGCCCCCCAGCUGUCACUGAGGGCUCCUAGGGCAGCUGGCUCCUGUUUGCCAGGUGCACCAGACCACGUUUCAGCAUCCCUCACUGAGGCUGAGUCCUGCUUGGUGGUAAGAGGGGGAGGCGUACAUCCCGUGCUCCCAAAUCUGGGCCUGCCAGCUGCCGGACCAUGGGAUGUCGGCAAAGCUCAGAGGAGAAAGAGGCAGCGCGGCGGUCCCGGAGAAUUGACCGCCACCUGCGCUCAGAAAGCCAGCGGCAACGCCGCGAGAUCAAGUUGCUCCUGUUGGGCACCAGCAACUCUGGCAAGAGCACCAUCGUCAAGCAGAUGAAGAUUAUCCACAGCGGCGGCUUCAACCUGGAGGCCUGCAAGGAGUACAAGCCCCUCAUCAUCUACAACGCCAUUGACUCGCUGACCCGCAUCAUUCGGGCCCUGGCGGCCCUCAAGAUCGACUUCCACAAUCCAGACCGAGCAUACGAUGCCGUGCAGCUCUUCGCUCUGACUGGCCCGGCCGAGAGCAAGGGUGAGAUCACGCCUGAGCUGCUGGGUGUCAUGCGGAGGCUGUGGGCUGACCCUGGGGCUCAGGCCUGCUUUGGCCGCUCCAGUGAGUACCACCUGGAGGACAAUGCAGCCUACUACCUGAACGACCUGGAACGCAUCGCUGCACCUGACUACAUCCCCACCGUGGAGGACAUCCUGCGUUCCCGGGACAUGACCACGGGCAUUGUGGAAAACAAGUUCACCUUCAAGGAGCUCACCUUCAAGAUGGUGGACGUGGGUGGCCAGAGGUCAGAGCGCAAAAAGUGGAUCCACUGCUUUGAGGGUGUCACAGCCAUCAUCUUCUGUGUGGAGCUUAGCGGCUAUGACCUGAAGCUCUAUGAAGAUAACCAGACGAGUCGAAUGGCAGAGAGCCUGCGCCUUUUUGACUCCAUCUGCAACAACAACUGGUUCAUCAACACCUCACUCAUCCUCUUCCUGAACAAGAAGGACCUGCUAGCGGAGAAGAUCCGACGCAUCCCGCUCACCAUCUGCUUCCCUGAGUACAAGGGCCAGAACACGUAUGAAGAGGCCGCUGUCUAUGUCCAGCGGCAGUUUGAGGACCUGAAUCGCAACAAGGAGACCAAGGAAAUCUACUCCCACUUCACCUGUGCCACCGACACCAGUAACAUCCAGUUUGUCUUUGACGCGGUGACAGAUGUCAUUAUACAGAACAAUCUCAAGUACAUUGGCCUUUGCUGAGGAGCCAGACCUGGCCCACUCGCCUGUAGUGAAACCCAUGGGGUGUCACACCUCUACUCGUGCUAGAGAGGCCCAACCCAGGGGCAGAAAACGGGGACCUAAAGAAUGUCCCCCUCCUGCUCCCCGACCUCUGCCUCCUUGGCCCCACAUUUCUGCAAACAAAUAUAUAUGGAUAGAUUGCUAGAUAGGUAGACA
This is a messenger RNA of Castor canadensis (American beaver), 1918 nucleotides long. RefSeq names its product G protein subunit alpha z (gene Gnaz). The record is from RefSeq and is a predicted model, not a curated record. NCBI's taxonomy places the organism in Eukaryota, Metazoa, Chordata, Mammalia, Rodentia, Castoridae. Gene Ontology annotation, biological process: adenylate cyclase-modulating G protein-coupled receptor signaling pathway. Gene Ontology annotation, molecular function: GTPase activity; G protein-coupled receptor binding; G-protein beta/gamma-subunit complex binding. Gene Ontology annotation, cellular component: cytoplasm; heterotrimeric G-protein complex.